This is a messenger RNA of Limanda limanda (common dab), 699 nucleotides long. Its product is annotated as derlin-2-like. The coding region runs from base 1 to 699 and encodes 232 amino acids. The record is from RefSeq and is a predicted model, not a curated record. Gene Ontology annotation, cellular component: Hrd1p ubiquitin ligase ERAD-L complex; endoplasmic reticulum membrane. Gene Ontology annotation, molecular function: misfolded protein binding; ubiquitin-specific protease binding. Gene Ontology annotation, biological process: endoplasmic reticulum unfolded protein response. NCBI's taxonomy places the organism in Eukaryota, Metazoa, Chordata, Actinopteri, Pleuronectiformes, Pleuronectidae. The transcript is spliced from 7 exons.
AUGGCUCACAGCUUCACUCAGGAGUAUUUCCAGAUCCCUGUGGUGACCCGAGCGUACACGACGGCCUGCGUCCUCACCACUGCUGCCGUGCAACUUGACAUCAUCACCCCCUUUCAGCUCUACUUUAACCCCGACCUCAUCAUCCGCAGAUACCAGAUAUGGCGUCUGAUCACCAGCUUCCUGUUCUUUGGUUCUCUUGGAUUCAGUUUCGUGUUCAACAUCAUCUUUCUGUAUCGAUACUGUCGGAUGCUGGAGGAAGGUUGUUUCCGGGGAAGAACGGCAGAUUUUGUUUUCAUGUUCCUGUUUGGAGGAGUCGUGAUGACCCUGUUAGGUCUGUUCGCCAACGUCUUCUUCCUGGGUCAGGCCUUCAUCAUCAUGCUGGUGUACGUGUGGAGCAGAAGACAUCCGCUCAUACGCAUGAACUUCUUCGGCCUCCUCAACUUCCAGGCCCCGUUCCUGCCCUGGGUGCUCAUGGGAUUUUCGCUGCUGCUCGGAAACUCCAUUGUGGUCGACCUCCUGGGCAUCAGUGUCGGCCACAUGUAUUACUUCUUGGAGGACGUGUUUCCAAACCAGCCGGGAGGAAAGAAGCUGCUUACCACACCGGAGCUUCUGCGAGCGAUGUUUGACGAGCCGGAGGAGCCAGACUACCGCCCCCCCCACGAGCAGCAGCAGGACGAGGAGCCGCUCAACUUCAACUGA